AUGGCGUACAGGUUGGAGAAGCCAUUGACGAGGGUCGGCGUCUUGGUUAUGCGCGGGGUCGGUGGAGAUUAUGAGCACGGAUUGGCGCACGCGCGCGAGGAGUAUGGACAGUAUCGAGCUGCAGGUGGUCUUGCCCACGCCGCCUUUGCCGCCGACGAAAAUCCACUUGAGCGAGUCCUGGUCAACUUCACAGCAAUGACGACGGAUUUGAAAGAGGCCAAGCUCGAGCUUUUCCUUCAGUGGCUGCAGGUCCGCGAGAACUUUCUCUACAAGCAAGUGAACGGAGCUCAGCUACGAGGAUGUAAAAUCAAAUACUGCAGUCGUAGUAAACGGUUUGGGAUUUUUAAAUCGAACGAUGUGCCUGAUGGAGUCCUUCUAGUGGUUCCUCUUCAUUUGGCCAUAACUCCCAUGAGGGUACUGGAAGAUCCUCUGUUCGGACCCGAAUGUCGAUCGAUGUUCGAGGAAGGAGAAGUCGAUGAUAGAUUCUUGAUGAUGCUCUUUCUGACCGUGGAACGACUUAGGAAGUACUCUUCGUGGAAGCCGUAUCUUGAUAUGCUUCCUACUGAAUUUGGAAACCCACUUUGGUUUACUGAUGACGAGCUUACUGAGCUAAAGGGAACGACAUUGCAUAAGGCUACUGAACUGCAGACUAUUUCUGUUUUUUACCUUCAGCAUAUGACUGAAGGCAAGAAGAAAAACUUGAGGUCUCUAUUUGAUGAGAAGGUGAAGAAAUUGGCAGAGAAGCUUUUGGCUCAUGACGGACACAUUUCUGCUUGUAUUGGAACUAAGUGAUACUGAAUGCCGUAUUUUAAUUUUGACAGUGAAGUGAGAUUUGAAGACUUCCUAUGGGCGAAUUCCAUAUUUUGGACUCGGGCUCUUAAUAUUCCUCUCCCACGUUCUUUUGUCUUUCCGAGAGCUCAACUAGAACAAGACAGCACAACUAUCAAUGUUGCUAAUCACGCCUUUACUCAAGAUUCAGACAAUGUAGAAGAUGGAAAAGCUCCAAAAAUAAACGAGUCCGCAAGUCAAGUUCCUGAAGCCCAGCCUGCUUCACAAGGAGGAGAAACUCUAUGGGUCGAGGGUCUUGUGCCGGGCAUUGAUUUUUGCAAUCAUGACUUAAAGGCUGCAGCAACAUGGGAAGUUGAUGGAAAUGGAUCGACCACUGGAGUCCCUUAUUCUAUGUACCUCCUUUCUGCUGGGGAUCUCCAAGCUGGGAAAGAGAUAUCCAUCAGUUAUGGUAACAAGGGAAAUGAGGAACUUCUAUACCUUUACGGAUUUGUCAUUGAGAACAACCCAGAUGACUAUCUUAUGAUUCAUUAUCCCAUGGAAGCUAUUCCGGAUUUACCCUUCUCCGAGACCAAAGUGCAGCUUCUUGAAGCACAGAAAGGCGAGUUGAGGUGUCUCUUGCCUAGAAAAUUACUAGACAAUGGAUUUUUUCCCGAACAUUCUUCGCUCGAAGGAACUUACAACAAGAGCGCGAAGAACAAUCUGAGUAAUUUAAACUAUAGUUGGAGUGGACAACGUAAAAUGCCGUCAUACAUUAACAAACUCGUUUUCCCCGAAGAUUUCUUAACUUCCCUGAGAACAAUAACCAUGAAGGAGAAGGAACUAAACCGAGUCUCUUCAUUACUCGAGGAGCUUGUUGGAUCUGAAGGAGAGAGACAACCAUCCGAAACAGAAGUUCGAACAGCUGUAUGGGAAGCUUGCGGAGAUUCUGGCGCUCUACAAAUGCUCGUUGAUCUUCUUAACAUGAAGAUGAUGGAACUUGAAGAGGGUUCAGGCACGGAAGAAAAUGAUGCUGAAUUACUCGAGAAAGUCCACAUCAGAGAAACUUCAAAUGAGGAAAGCUCAAAAUGUCAUUCCAUGAGCAGAAAUAAAUGGGCUAGCAUAGUAUAUCGGCUAGGGCAAAAACAGUUGGUUCGUCGUUUCGUGGCUGAGGCAGAACAAGCAUUGCAGUUGGCAUUGAGCGAGGAUAACUAGAGUUCGUUUUGUAUGAACAUUGUCUUUUUCGAGUUUUUGGUUCAUUUUUCUUUUUUUUGUAACAUUUUAUAUAUAUUCAAAUAAUUACAAUAAAACGUUCAAUAUGCAAAUGCACUAUAAUGCAUUUAGAAUAAUACUUCUUGCAGUGAGUAACCAUAGCAUUAUAUGAAGCUUAUAACAUUCCAAACUUCUGACUUAAUAGUAAAAGCUUCUAGUUUUC
Messenger RNA from Striga asiatica, 2200 nucleotides. Lineage: Eukaryota; Viridiplantae; Streptophyta; Magnoliopsida; Lamiales; Orobanchaceae. The record is from the annotation of a GenBank genome assembly.